Molecule: messenger RNA, 1465 nt
Organism: Cricetulus griseus (Chinese hamster)
Lineage: Eukaryota; Metazoa; Chordata; Mammalia; Rodentia; Cricetidae
Source: RefSeq, a predicted model, not a curated record
ACGCUGAGAAAACUUUUAUACCUGUGAACUGCCACUUUUCCAGCAUUCUCCCACCCGUGCCCGAAGUCGCUGGUAUAUCUUAGAAAACUACUCAAAAGAAUUGUUCAAACUUCUGCUGAAUCACAACCAUUUGGCGCCGAGCUAUGACAAGAGAGGAAACGAGAAGUUAAAGGAGCAACAGGGCCAUACGUGAAGAGAGAGUUCAUUGAUAACAUGCUCUUACGAAGCUCAGGAAAAUUAAAUGUGGGCACCAAGAAAGAGGAUGGCGAGAGUACAGCCCCCACCCCUCGCCCCAAGGUCCUUCGUUGUAAAUGCCACCACCACUGUCCAGAAGACUCAGUCAACAAUAUCUGCAGCACAGAUGGGUACUGCUUCACGAUGAUAGAAGAAGAUGACUCUGGAACCCCUGUUGUCACCUCCGGAUGUCUAGGACUAGAAGGGUCAGAUUUUCAAUGUCGAGACACUCCCAUUCCUCAUCAGAGAAGGUCAAUUGAAUGCUGCACGGAGAGGAAUGAAUGUAAUAAAGACCUGCACCCUACUCUGCCUCCGCUGAAGAACAGAGAUUUUGUUGAUGGCCCUAUACACCACAAGGCCUUACUUAUAUCUGUGACUGUCUGUAGUUUACUCUUGGUCCUCAUUAUUUUAUUCUGUUACUUCAGGUAUAAAAGACAAGAGGCCAGGCCUCGCUACAGCAUUGGGCUUGAGCAGGAUGAAACUUACAUUCCUCCCGGAGAGUCCCUGAGAGACUUGAUUGAGCAGUCUCAGAGCUCGGGAAGUGGAUCGGGUCUCCCUCUGCUGGUCCAAAGGACAAUAGCUAAGCAAAUUCAGAUGGUGAAGCAAAUUGGAAAAGGUCGCUAUGGGGAAGUGUGGAUGGGCAAGUGGCGUGGAGAAAAGGUAGCUGUGAAAGUGUUCUUCACCACUGAGGAAGCCAGCUGGUUCCGAGAGACAGAGAUAUACCAGACAGUCCUGAUGAGGCAUGAAAACAUUCUGGGGUUCAUUGCUGCAGAUAUUAAAGGGACUGGGUCCUGGACUCAGUUGUACCUCAUCACAGAUUAUCAUGAAAAUGGAUCUCUUUAUGACUAUCUGAAAUCUACUACCCUAGACGCAAAGUCCAUGCUGAAGUUAGCCUACUCUUCCGUUAGUGGCCUAUGCCACUUACACACGGAAAUCUUCAGCACUCAAGGCAAACCAGCAAUCGCCCACCGAGACUUGAAAAGCAAGAACAUCUUGGUGAAGAAGAACGGAACUUGCUGCAUAGCUGACCUCGGCUUGGCUGUCAAGUUUAUCAGUGAUACAAACGAGGUUGACAUUCCACCCAACACACGAGUGGGCACCAAGCGCUAUAUGCCUCCAGAAGUGCUGGAUGAGAGCUUGAACAGAAAUCAUUUCCAGUCUUAUAUCAUGGCUGACAUGUACAGUUUUGGACUCAUUCUCUGGGAGAUUGCAAGGAGGUGUGUUUCUGGAG